GCAGCAGACGAGCAGGACUUAACAUGACCUCACGAAUCUGGGACCACUUUACUCAACCAGGUGAUAAAGCUGGGAAUAUUAAGGCUGAGUGUAAGCAUUGCAAAGCGAAACUCUCCUGCUCCAAGGAUGUCACUUCCAACCUACACAAAAAUAUGAAGAGAAAAACACAGCGAGGUGUAUGAGGAAGCACACACAUGUCACAGUCUGGUGAGACCAGUAACUACAGUCAAUCAACUCUGGAUGGAUUUGUCAAACAUCCUAAGAAAUAUUCGCCUCACGAUGUUAGACAAAAUCAACUCAACAAUGCACUUGUCCUCUUUGUCGCAAAUGAUCUUGUUCCAUUUUCUGCGGUAGAGAGCUUUAAAUUCCCAUGGUCUGAUGCUACCAUGAUGCUGUCUGCUGAUCCUCGGCACCAGAUUCCGACUCGAAAGCACCUGGUGAACAAACUACUGCAAGAUAAGUUCACUGAAGUUAGAUGUUCUGUGAAAGCACAGCUUGAUUGUGCACAGACUGUUAGCCUUACGCUUGACAUCUGGUCUGAAAGGCAGAUGAGAUCUUACCUAGGAAUUACUGCUCAUUUCAUCCAUAAUUGGUCCUUGAAAACAGCCGUUCUGACCUACAAGCGCCUUCGUGGCCGACAGACAACACACAUAAUGGAAGAGUAUGAAGAAACUGUACAAAUCUUUGAUAGACAUUCAAAAAUCACAAACAUAAUAACAUACAAUACUGCAAGUCUGGUCAUAUCUUGCAUUAGGGGCCUCAAAAUCCAUCUAAACCAUAUGGAAUCCAUGUAUAACUCCACACUGGUGACAGGACUUAAGAAAUCUAUAGCGAAACGUUAGAUGCUCUAUAAGGAGAGAAGAGUUUUUAUACUGGCAACAGUUCGAGACUCAUAGUUUAAGCCCUGUUGUGCAAAGAUGAAGAAGAAAAGGAGCUCGGAAAGACUCAAAGAGGUUAAGCAAAAUCCGGGUGAAGUUAUAUAAGCGGCGUCGAAGGAGCCUGUGCCGGGAGAAAGUUCAGAAUCUUUCCCUUCCAAGAGGAAGAGGAUAUUCAUACACAGAUAUGCUCUGCCUGCCUUAUCUACGAUGCAUUUUCUGCUCUUGUUGAAAGGCUUUUCAGAAUUGCUGGAAGUGUUUAAGCCUGAGAGAUGUCGUCUUCCUGACAAAAACUUCGAAAGUGUGAUGUUCAUAAAGUGCAAUGAUGAUGUACCCUUAGAAGCUCACUUGUAUGUAUUUCUUAUUUUGAGUAAAUUAUCUAUUUUCUUUGCCUUAUUUAGGAGCAAAACUGGAACUAAAAUGUAUCAAAUCUCAUUUUGAAUUUCAUGUGCCACAAUAAAUCCAAUUACAUUUUAUGAAAUAAUUCUAUGGUUACUUUUGUACUACAGGAAAAGUCCCAAAAGGAAAAUUAAACAAAAAAGUUGCACAGUGAGUCGCAUGAAAAACAAAUUUAUAUUCAAUAUAAUUGGCCGCAUUUAUCCGCUAUUUUCAAUUAAAAAACUAUAUUAUUAAUGCAGAACAAGUUUUAAUGCCUUGAUACCUUUAUUUUCUGCAUCAAAUUUAGUUUUAUUACUGAUAUGAGAAAUAUACGGAUAUUAUUAUUUAUUCAAGUUAUCCAUCAGCUACAUGUACUUGCAAUUCUGUGAUAAAAAAGUGGUGUGCUAAAGUAAAGAUAAAAUUUCCAUAUACUCUUGUAUAUCGAAUCCCACUUUUUAAGUGCACUAAUUAAUGUGGACAUACGAAAAAUACUAACAUUUGUGCUUUAAGAAAGUACUUGUACUUGGGAUUAAAUACAAUGACAUGUACUUGGGCUUGGACUGAAGUGCAUAGCAAAGUGACUGUACUUGUACUUGUACUUGUACUUGGACCUAACCCUACUUGCUACACACUGGACAUAUUUAUAAUACGUGGCAUGCAAGUGUAUUGUUAUUUAUUCGAUCGUCAGGAUAGGUUGUUGCUGAGCAGGUAUCAGAAUUGCAGUUAGAAACA
Messenger RNA from Penaeus chinensis, 1985 nucleotides. RefSeq lists its product as uncharacterized. NCBI's taxonomy places the organism in Eukaryota, Metazoa, Arthropoda, Malacostraca, Decapoda, Penaeidae. The coding region runs from base 195 to 842 and encodes 215 amino acids. The transcript has 2 exons. The record is from RefSeq and is a predicted model, not a curated record.